CCCAGACAGCCCAACGGAUACAACACCGUCGUACAUCAUCGAAUCCUUGCUCUUCCUCUAGAGCCCGAACGCCACUGUCUAACUACUGUCCUGUACUCGAGACACCGACCGAACGCCGAUUGUCAAAAGAGUGUUGUUCGAGUACUAGGACACAAUCAAGUGAAGAGAAGUACACAAAGCUAACCGCGGGAAUCCAUCCAAUUUCUGGGAAGCAGAGGGCCUUGAGGAUCGGUCGGACGUUCCCAGUAGUGCUAGUAAGAGUACUCGAACCAAAGCUACUAGAAGGAAUCCGAAGCGGGUUCUAGGCGCAAACAAGAUGAUCGUCGAGCGCAAGAUCAAGGUUGUCACAGAACAACACAACAUCAACAAGCCGGCGGCACAGGAGGGCUACCCCAUGAAGGAGUGGACGGUCGAGCUCUAUAUUCUCGACCAAGAUGGCAAGGAGAGGCCCGCCAGGUGCUUCACGAAGGUGACCUACAACCUUCACCCUUCGUUCGCGAACCCUAUCCAGACUUUCAACGAUCCUCCCUUCAAAUGCACCAACGAGGGCUGGGGUGAAUUUGAGAUGAUCAUCGAUAUGUACACCACCGAGAAAGGCGGCAAGAUCUCGAUCGCGCACGACCUGAACUUCCAGCAAUCAGAGUACGAAAACAUCCAUACCGUCACCUUCCGUAACCCAUCUCAGGCGCUCCAGCAGCUCCUGAGAGAGACGGGUCCCUUGCCCUCGGACGAGGAGCGCAAGCAGAAGAAGGCGGUGGACGGCGGUUCCAAGAAGAAGCGGCCCUACGACAUCGAGCGUAUGGCGGAUGGCUUGACGAAGCUGGGCGAGGAUGACCUCCUGCAGGUCAUUCAGAUGAUCCACGAUCACAAGGAUGACAAUACGUACAUCCAGAACAACCUCGAUGCGGGCGAGUUCUCGGUGGAUCUCUACACUCUUCCUGACAACCUCAUGAAGAUGCUCUGGGAGUUCUUGGUCAAAGCCAACGUAGUCUCAUAGUACGACUUCCUUGGUCCAAGGAACCUACAGUAGUCGAUGGUCAUCGAUUUACGAAGUCAUCAGGGACGGGGACAUUCUUUCUUACUAGAUCGCAGUGCGCACCAUACCAUACCCAGUACACCACCACCCUCUUUAUUCACUAUUAUUGAUCCCUUGACACUUCCAUCCACAUCAACAUCAACCACCUUCACCAUCAUGCCAUUAUAGCCUUAGGCUUCUUCGGCUCCUGCAUUAUCAUGGCGUUUAUGGAGUUAUGGUGGGAUAC
Messenger RNA from Neurospora hispaniola, 1262 nucleotides. Its product is annotated as yeats family-domain-containing protein. Gene Ontology annotation, cellular component: transcription factor TFIID complex; SWI/SNF complex; transcription factor TFIIF complex. Gene Ontology annotation, biological process: regulation of transcription by RNA polymerase II; chromatin remodeling. The coding region runs from base 317 to 997 and encodes 226 amino acids. The transcript is spliced from 5 exons. NCBI's taxonomy places the organism in Eukaryota, Fungi, Ascomycota, Sordariomycetes, Sordariales, Sordariaceae. The record is from RefSeq and is a predicted model, not a curated record. Gene Ontology annotation, molecular function: histone binding.